AUGGUUGGAAAUUCUAUCAAAGUCGAUGACUAUUUCGGCAACGACGAUAAUGGCUUGUGGGCGUGGUAUCUAAGCAAUUUGAGACGCGGGAAUUUUGAAGAGCUCAACAACAACGAACUUAAAGUUGCACUACUGAAAAGAUUCUUAAACGAACAACUUCUGUCGGCAACGUUCCCGUUCAAUAAAAAACUACUGUUAGUGUCCAUACCUGAUGCUAUCCACGAAAACACCAAUCUGCUAGAAAACUUUUUGCGAGACUACUUUCAUUUAGACGACUUACAGUACAUUCAGAUUUGCAAAUUGACGCAGGAGCAAUGCUACAAUCACGAAAACCACUACCUUAUAAGCGAUAAUCUCAGCAAUUUUAACGAUAAGUCGUUUUUGGAGUUUGGGUCCAAAAACAGAGCCGUUCAUAAUGAACUCUUACCUCCACCACCGUCGUCCAACAAUCAGAUGAGCAUCAUUAGCGGAGAAACUGGGUAUGAUUCAUUGGAUUCGUCUGUUGAGCCUCCAAGUCCACAAAGAGCACCUCAGCCUUCCACAGUCAUUUUAGAAGAUUCGGAUCAUAAUCAAGAGGUUUCUGGCCAGUCGGUCAGAUCCGUCACAGUUGAAAACUCAGAAUCUGUGUAUUCCAGUGACUGCGAAAACACUCCUGACGAUAGCCAGUGCCAAGCUGUCUACGAGGAAGAUACGGCCGACUCAGGGCUCGGCAGUCCCGAAGACGACAAUGGCAGCGAGCUUGUUCUCCAGUUCAGGCAUCAUAGCAUCCAUAGUAGAGUUCCAAAGAAAACGUCAGAACUUUUUAAGGCUUCCAAUGGGACCCAAACGGGGAACACAUCCUCGACAGGCAUGUCGUCGAUUCGAAGCGCGGAUGGUUUAUCCUAUGAUGGCGAGGCCUUAACUCACACGAUUACACGAGAGGAUAGCAAUUUAUCUUCGAAUCCUGAUGAAGAUAGUUUAUCGGAAUUAUCGAGUGUAGAUCACUCCCUAAGAUCGCUGAGCUACGAUUCAGAAUGCUCGCCUUAUUCGAGCUCAAUGACUUCUAUUUUUCCGUCUCUGUCUAUCUCAGAGAAAUUUGGUCGAUUCAGGCUGGUCCUGCAAUCAAUACUUAUACAGCGACCGGAGAGUCGCCAAUUAUUCACAGCCAUAAGGCAGUCCAACAACGAUCCUAAUGUGGCCCAUGUCAAUGAUGAUUGGCUUUUAUAUGACGACAAAUUUUCCAUGAACAAUUUACAAAUGCUUGCAUUACACGAUGUUCUUGAACUGAACAAGUUCUUUCCAAAAGUCCUAUUCUAUACCCUGGUCAUGAUUCAAGAUGACGUGGCUGCGGAUGCCCAAGAGUAUCGUCCAGACGUUUCGCGCCUGUCUCCAAAGCCUAAUGCUUCCGUGUCAGCAUUAUCAGAGCGUACACUAAAAUUAGAAACUACGUUGAACUCCACCUUGACGCAAAUGGAUACUUGCAUGAGUGGUCCCAGUUUUGGCACUUCAAUAUCACCCUUUUGUGGACUGUCUAAAAAUGACUUUGUUGUUGGUAACGAUGAUGACGAUGUGAUGGAAAAUGAGGAGAACAACAGAGUACAGGACCCGCAAAUUUUCCAGCUGUACGCUGCAACUCGCACCAAUUCCAAUAAAUCGACAGCCCAUCGUUCAAUUAGAACGGUCAAGAGCAUAGGUGAUUGGGCAUUCCAUCACGACUCUCCUUAUAAACGACCACUGUCUAGAACCGAGUCCCCAAGCGGAAGCGAUCAGCCUAGUUUCAACGACGCACUCUUGAAGACACAGUCGAAAUCUUCAGCCAAGAGUGGCCUAUCAAAAACAAUCAGUACCGGGUCUAUGAGCACAGUUGCGAGAGCCAAGACUAUGCCAUCCCUUCUCAAACCUUUCAGUAGUUUUGACAACGAAACUGUGCAUUUGAAGCAGAAAGUGGCAAAGUUCAAGCGCAAAAGGAUGGCCAAACGCAAGAAGGCAGAACCCAAAUGCCUCAUAAUGUGA
Messenger RNA from Lachancea sp. 'fantastica', 1992 nucleotides. NCBI's taxonomy places the organism in Eukaryota, Fungi, Ascomycota, Saccharomycetes, Saccharomycetales, Saccharomycetaceae. The record is from the annotation of a GenBank genome assembly.